AUGGGCAACCCGGAUCUGGUUGAGGAAUCAGAUUCGGAGCUGGCAGACGUAGUUGAAGAAGAAGAAGGAGGAGGAGAAGGAACGGUGGAUUCAUCGUCGCCUCCGAGCUCUUGCUCUCACGGCCACAGAUGUUCUCUCAACCUCAGGACUCGACAAGGAGGCGCCAUCUGCUUGCUCUGCCUCUCCAACCUCCUCACCGCCCCUCGCCCGCCCACCGUCCACGUCUCCUACGCCCUCUCCCAGCUCUCUCGAGCCCUCUCGGACCCCCCGUUCCUCCGAUCUCUCCUCACCUUCCACGCCCACCUCCUCGUCUCCCCUCUCGUCCAUGCGCUCUGGGCCUCCGACGACGAGCCGAUUGCUUGCCAGAUCAUCGACCUGGUCGUCCUACUGUCGGAUUCCGGCCGCGAAUCGGCAUUGGCUUGUGAGUUCGCGUCUAGGGUUUCGGGCCUGCUCUGUUCUCGCGCGCUGGGGUGGAGCCGACGCCAGGUGCAUGUGCUCCACUGCUUUGGAAUCCUUCUAAACCAUGGGACAAUUGAUAUUUAUGCCUCAAUUAAAGAUAAACACGCCCUUGUUGUUCAUCUUGUGGAUGGUCUUCAACUGCCGAGUGGCGACAUCCAGGGGGAGAUAUUAUUUGUGCUGUACAAGUUGUCAGUCCUCCAGCGGGAAUAUGGGGAUGGUGACAAAAGUGAGCCUUUUGUUACUUGUAGUCCCAAGCUCGUUCAUCUGCCGUUGGAUGUCCUCUUGAAGACCCAAAGUGAUGAUGUUCGCCUGAACUGUGUAGCAUUUAUGUCGAUGCUGGUUCAGAGAGGGCUUCUCAAAGAUCCGUAUGAUGAUUGUAUGAGCAACUUGAGUUCUGUUGAAGCUGAUAGUCUCGCACAAGCUACAGAUGAUUUAUCAGACCUCUGCACCUUAUUUUCAGAGGCCAUCAAAGGUCCAUUGCUUUCAUCAGAUGGACAAGUCCAAAUGGGCACAUUAGAGUUAAUUGCCUAUUAUUUACGUGAACUAAAUUCAGUCAAGCAGUUUCAACUUUUGGUGGAAGCCAAUAUUGCGGAUUAUGUAUUCGAAAUCCUCAGGUUAUCAGCAUGCAAGGAUCCUGUCAUCAGCUCUUGCCUUGGAGUUCUUGAUCUCCUGUCAAAUGCUGGACAAGCUUUUACACAGAGACUUGCAGUUGGCUUUGCAUCUCUAAUUCCUGUCUUUGCUUAUGUUGCCGAAGUGCCUUUUCAUCCUGGUCAGCUUCAGCUACUGAAGCUCGUCUUUAGUUGCAUUUCUGACUGCCCUGGAGUGGCAUCAACUUCACAAAGUGAACAACUAGCUGUUAUUUUGGCGAGGAUGCUUAGAAGAUAUGAUUAUGGCGAAACAGGCAUGCUUUCAGAAUCAUUCAUGCUGUCAUUAAAAGAUGCCAUUUUGGCUUGUCUAAGUGCCACCAGAGAGCAUACAUACCUCCUCCUGCAUUCCUUGCUUCUAUUCAGAGAGGCCUUUGCUUAUGGUUAUGGAGGUUACCCUGUCAGCAACUCCAACAACAAUGGAUUGGAAAAUUGUGUCAUUGAUAUAUGUAGACGAUGGCCAUUGCCUUGGCUAUGGACAUCCAUCAAAGGAGAAGAGGAGGAUGAGGAGACUGUCCUGGGUGUACUUGAUAGUUUCCAUGCAAUACUUCUUCACAGCUAUGACGACCAAACUAGUGAGGACCUGAUCUCUAGUUCUUGGUUCACCUUCUCAUUCAGCUGUUUGGCUUUAUAUCCUACAGAGAGGAUGGAAAGCCGAAUUUAUUUGAUGAUGAGUUCACUCAUGGAAGUUCUACUUGGAAAUGAUUGUGGGAAGAACAUUAGGGAUGCUAUGUCUUACCUUCCAUCUGAUCCAAAUGAUUUGCUGUUUCUGCUAGGGCAACAGAGCUCCCAUAAUCUGCAGUUAUCCUUUUGUCAAUCUGCGGUCCUCCAAAUUUUGUAUUGCAGUUCUUUGUUUGAUGAAAGGCUUGCAGCUGAUAAAAUAGUGUUAGCUUCCAUUGAACAAUUUAUCCUUGACAAUGGGUGUGAUCCAACACGCACUUCUAUGAGUUCGUCAACUGUUAUUCAACUAGUUGCUGUAUAUAGUCUGUAUAGGGUUCUUGCCAAGAUGGGCUACCAAAUGCCAUAUAGUCCAGAAGCUCAGAGGCCCUUUAUACGACUAGUCACCAAAAGUGAAUGGGAUCUGUUGUCUGCUAGAAUUCACCCUACGUCACUUAAAUGGUUGUUUCAACAAGAGAAACUCUGUGAAUCACUGUUGUCACGGAAAAUAACCAAGGAAAAUAACCAAGAGAAUGACCUGACUUCAGUAUUGAAUCUCAUGGAAGAUGUCAUACGUAUGUUUCCUGAGGCUUCUAACAGAUUAUGCUUGAAUGGAAUAGCAAAGGCAAUUCACAUCUUCUAUAAUGAGUCAAGCCCAUCCUCACAGGUAUACGCGGCCAUAGCAGUUUUCAUUUUCAACAUAUUGAGUUCAGUUGACUCAGAUGCUCUUGCUGAUGAUGAAGCUUGGGUUGCAGUUGCUUUGAAGGUGACUGUCUAGAUAACUCCACCUAGUAUAAGAAAGUGCUCUACUUGUUGCUUGAUUCUUGGCAUUUUGUGUUUGGUUUUGCACCACUCAACAAAUGGAGCACUAGUGGAGGCUUCAAAAACUGUUCUUCUCAACGCUUCAUUGGCAUCAACCUUGUCCAGUGCUAUUCAUGUGGCCUGUCCGAAUGGACCAGGAAUGCAUAACAUUGAUGAGGGAACAAAGGCUGGAGAAACUUUGUUACAUGCGCUUUUAUUGCACUAUUUUGCUUUCAAAAGAAUGCAUGCCGUUUUAGCAAGUGCAGUGGACCGGGAUAAUCUGAUUGGUCAAUCAACAUGCAUCGGGUCACGUCCUUUCUUAAGCAUCAAGUGCCAUGACUUGUGCAGGCUGAUGCAUUUCAGACCUCCUCUUGUCAAGCUCGUCGCUUCAUACUGUCUGUUGGAGCUGUUUAUUAGGUUAUCCGAACAAAGAGACAGCGAGCAUGAGGACCUAUGCACGAAUAAAUACUGGAUGUCACUGAUGGCUGUAUUUGAAGGCUUGCUUUUGUACAAUGAUACCAGAGUGGCAAUGAACAGUAGCCUUUGCCUCACAAUGAUCUUGAAGUGGGAAACACAGGAAGUGGCAGAAAUAUUCAACAGGAGAAGUAUGUGGUGCAGCUUGAUUUUGGAAGAGUUGGUGAUAUAUCUGGCAGCUCCGUCUUUAGCGUCUAAAUCUUCCACUAAUCAUCACAAGGCUGCUAUCAUCGUAGCUGUAGCACUACUGAAGCUACCUAAAGUUCCAGAAUGGCUGCGGUCUGUGUUUAAUGAUUCCUUCUUGACUGGUAUACUUGGAAACCUCACAUGCAGUAACUUGAACGCAGAGAUUUUCCUCCUAUUGCGUGAGCUGUUGAACUCUAAGCUCCUGCGUGCUGCUGAUCAUGUGGCCAACCUAAACAGGGUGCUUCAGGAAUCCACGAGGCACACGUACGGUCAAAACUUGAAAGCAGAAAGCAAAGAGAAAUGUCCAAAGAAGGUUAUCACCGUUGACGACGACGCGGGAGCAACUAUCGAUUUUCUUGUCGAUCUGAUUACAUCUGAUUCACGACGAGCAGAGGCUUAUGGAGGACUUCAAAUCGGCAAGGAGAAAUUGCUGGACGAGAUAGAAAUGUUUUUCAGGUUGACAGCAGCAUGUGAUGUUACGAGAAACUCAUAG
Messenger RNA from Rhodamnia argentea, 3714 nucleotides. Its product is annotated as protein PUTATIVE RECOMBINATION INITIATION DEFECT 1-like. The record is from RefSeq and is a predicted model, not a curated record. The transcript is spliced from 12 exons. Gene Ontology annotation, biological process: meiotic DNA double-strand break formation. Lineage: Eukaryota; Viridiplantae; Streptophyta; Magnoliopsida; Myrtales; Myrtaceae.